Theobroma umbraticum is the source of this 879-nucleotide messenger RNA. RefSeq names its product threonine-tRNA ligase 2. The record is from RefSeq and is a predicted model, not a curated record. NCBI's taxonomy places the organism in Eukaryota, Viridiplantae, Streptophyta, Magnoliopsida, Malvales, Malvaceae.
AAACACUGAACUUAUUUGGCAUUUCGAUUAAUAUAGGAAUGUGAAAAACGUUACGGUACAUGCACAACCAUACACACGUAUUUGUACAGUAUAGGUACGUGUGGGUAAAAGGGUUUUGGCAAGUCAAGAAGGGUUGGGUUGUAGCGUGUGGAAGCAGCCAUUAAGAGCGUGGACUCUGCUCUGAACAGAACCGUUUAAUCCACGCUUUUCAAGUUUCAACGGAACCAAAAGAUGGCGAGCGAAGAGCUCCUCAAGCCGUUCUACCUAAGAGCUACCCAAGCCGAGGGUUCUAUUUUAAUCUGCAUACAAAUUUGGGUUUCAAGUGCAGCCAGUUUAGUUCUCCUACGGCAAAUUUUGUUAGGAAAUUUUUGGAAACGGUUAUCCAGACUAGAAGCUGUUCUAGCUCGCAAGACAGAUGCCGGAAAUCGGGAACCUUCCAAACUAAUUAGUGAACUACAGGCAAAGCUAGAAGAUGCAAACGCUGAGACACUUGCAGAGCGAGAGAAGGCUAAGAAGCUUGCUGUGGAAAAUGAAAAACUCAAAUAUCGGAUUGUCCAUCUUGUCCAAGCAGUUAGCGAGGCUGAUCAGAAGUUGGAGAGUAUGAGAGGUCAUGUUUCAGAAGCAACAGCACAAAAGUUGGAAAAGAUGAGAUUGUGAGUUUGGUCCCUCUGGAUUGACAUUAAGCUGAGAUAAAGUCUGGUGCUUUGUGACAAAAGAAUUCUAUAGAUUGUUCACAUGUUUCUUGUGAAAGUGGUCUGAUUGUGCCUCUGCAAGGCAAGCCACCUGUAAGAUUUGCCUUUUGAAUUUAUAUAACCAAUUGGAUUGACUUGGUAUUGAUGAGGAGAAAACAUGAAUGAAAAUGCCCUUUGCUUUGAAAUA